Branchiostoma floridae (Florida lancelet) is the source of this 8383-nucleotide messenger RNA. RefSeq names its product BAI1-associated protein 3-like. The transcript is spliced from 38 exons. Bases 367 to 4149 code for a protein of 1260 amino acids. Lineage: Eukaryota; Metazoa; Chordata; Leptocardii; Amphioxiformes; Branchiostomatidae. The record is from RefSeq and is a predicted model, not a curated record.
ACAAACGGCCCAAUAGCUCCCAACAACCCUGCCUGCAGCCAAAUACUGUGAGCCUCUCUGUUCAUUCAGCGCUGCUCAACCACAGCAGAGUCUCCUCCUGCAUGGUUAUGUUUCCAUGAGGGCUGAGAGUACUUGUUCUCCUCCUGUGAUUAGUGGAAUUCUGCUCACGACAAGUGCAUUUUUCAUGCGUUUGCUACCACCUGCUGGAUUACCUUGGACUUCCUGUGUACAGUACAUGCCAUGCAUGCAAGUCCCGCGGACCUCUCUGAGUGCUCAGACCUCACCCACACCCUCACGUCAACAGAAGGGCAGACUCUGAGAUAACAUGUCUCCCUCGCUCUAGCAGUCCCUUACUGUCGUCUUGUCAUGGCUACUUGGGCCAGGAAGGCAGGAUGGAGGAACUCUGAUUCUGAACACAGCGUCAAACACAUUCCCAUGCGGCAGUACUAUGACAUGGUACAGGAGGCUGAUGGGAAUUUCUUCGAGAGUUUCACAGCACUGUCAUGGCGACAAGAAAACCGGAGACUGAGAGCAAGUAGUGAGGAGGAUCUUGUGGAGGACAAGCCAUUGCCUGUGGAAAGCCAAGCUGCGGUCAAACCUGACAGUCGGAAACUCAGCAAGGAUGAGCUGGACACCUUGUACAAAGAGUUGAUGUACACCAUCCGACAUAGGAUAGGCACCACCAGUGAUGGACACUCACCCUUCGAUGAGGACCUGUACAAUUAUGCCCAAGAGGUUUUCCACAUCACAGAAGACAGACACAGAACCCUGCUGGACAGGGCUAAGGAACUUAAGGCCCCAAAAUGUGUGCUGCAUGUGACAGUUGCAGAAGCAAAGGACCUAGAAGCAAAGGAUGCAAAUGGGUACAGUGACCCAUAUUGCAUGCUGGGAAUUGUCCCACCAUCCUUCAGCCCCCCUUCCACCCCUGGAGGGAAACCCAAGAACCGGCUCAGCUUCAAGGACAGACAACGUAGGAAGAGCAGAGGCAAGGACAAGUCAUCUACACCUACUGGAAAAUUGUCAAAAGAGGAGAAGCAGGAACAGAGGGUGCAAGAAAUGCUGAGAAAGAAGUUUGUGGUGACCCAGACAGAGGACCUGAUCGCCAAGUCACCUAUUCUUGUGUCCGAGGUUAGAAGAAAGACACUUAACCCACAAUGGAACGAGAAAUUCAGAUUCGAAGUAGAAGACCUGAAGAAUGACAGACUACACAUUGAUAUCUGGGAUCAUGAUGAUGAAGCAUCCAUCAUUGAAGCAGCGAGAAAACUGAAUGAAGUUUCAGGCAUCAAAGGUGUAGGGAGAUACUUCAAACAAAUCGUGCAGUCUGCGCGGGCCGGCCAGGACGAUGAUGUGGAUGACUUCCUCGGCUGCAUCGACAUCAAUUUGGCGAGAAUUCCAUCCACUGGCUGCGACCAAUGGUUUGAUCUUGAAGCAAGGUCAAUCAGGUCAAAGGUCCAAGGCAAGCUCAGACUUCAACUUCAACUGGGGACUCAGGAGAGAGACACACCAUACAAGGACGAAGCCAUAAGGGUUCAUCAGGACCUGUACGAUCUAUUUGUGGAACAUGAAGCCAGAACGCAUUCUGACCAAGUUUUCGACAAGUGGGAUGGGAACCUGAGUCAGCCGGCUCAGACUAUUUUGCACCAGCACUUCAUACAGCAGGAGCUGACUAUGGUGGAUGAAGCUAUAGUUCGUUGGAGAGCCUACAGUAAGCAGCACCUGCAGUAUGCCUUUGACUACGAGUUCCUUUACAAACUUCUGCACGAGCUGCACAACAGCUGGCAGCCAGACAAGCUCACCAGAGAGGAGGAGCAGGAUCUAGCUGAGUCAUUUGCAGACUUCAUAGAGCUGUGCAUGUCUCUUCUUGAUCAGCACAGAGGCCUGUUUCCUCCCAACAACAAACAGGCCAUCUGCAAGCUGGAGUACAUACUCAGGUGCCUACAGUUGAUAGACGACAUGCCAGCCUACAGUAAAGUCUGCCCCUUCCAUGCUCCCAUGCGCAGAGAGAUCAUCAAAGUCAUCAAGCAAGGCACGAAGGACUGGUACCUCAAGGUCAGAGCCAUCACAAAGCCCAUGACCCAUGUGUCAGAGGAAAUGCUACAGGCCAUAGUCAAUGAAAUCCAUGUCCUGAGAAAUGCGAUUGAGAGCUGUGACCCUCUCAAGCCUUUGUCAUGGUUCCUCAGUUCGGAUGAGGAGGUCCUACAGUCCAUGGUCAAGCUGACCUAUGAGAUCAACACAGAUGUACAGAAGGCCCUCAAGUAUUACAACAAGUUGUUUCUAAGUGUUGUCAAAGUGGACUACUUCACAGUUGCAUACAAACAACUGGAAUCUCUGUUGCACAAGGACAUAAACGCAGGCAUGGAGGACAUCAAUGUGACCCUCCAGACCGAGCCAUCCCCUUCUGCCUCCGACGAGGAAGAUGUCACCAUCAGUACAUCCUUGUUUGAGCUUUACCUGGCUCUCAAGGAGUUCCAUGCCUUUAAGGAGUCACUCCCUGCCAGUGAAAAAAGUGAGCUGCACAUGGACAGUUUUUAUGUGUGGUUUGAACCAGCAAUCAAGAGAUGGUUUAGUCUGGCACGGCACAAGGCCUUCCGGCGUCUGGAGAAAGCUGUUGAAUUGGACAAGGAGGUCGAGCUUGUACACUCUAUGGUGAAACACAGUACAUCAGCAGUUGACGCCACCUGCUGCUUUGGACAGAUCCGUGAGUUCUACAGACAGCUGGACUGGCCAGACCCAGUGGGGGCCUACACCUUUGUGACGCUUGUGAUGGAGGACAUCUGCAGCGGUGCCAGGUACUACGCAGAGCUCAUGCACAAGAAGCUGAAGGCCGCGGGCUACUUUGACGAUGAGGGGCAGUUUGAUGUAACAGACCAGCUCUGCAUAACACUGAACAACAUCGAGCAUGUCAAGAGGUCCUUGAGCUCUCUCCCAGAAUCCCUUGGGUUUGCGGACAUUGAGAGGUCCAUGCAGAAGGUUUACGGAGAGGUCGGAGGUCAACAGUCGCACAGAACGCUGAUCAACAUGAUGGACUCAGCCGAUGAUGACAUGUCAAAUAAAACAUCUGAUGUGGUGAUCGUAGUUGGCAAGAAAAUGCAGCCUGAUAUCAAGAAGUUUGUGUUCCACCUAGCCUGGGCUCCUGACUCUGCACGGACUGAUGAUGCUAUCUGUCCCUUGAUGGAGUACUUGGACAACAACCUGAAGACCUUGAACAUGAGUCUGCUCAGAGCAAAUUUUGACAAAAUCCUUGACGAGAUCUGGAACGUUGUUCUAAAAGAGCUGAGGGAGACUUUAGACGGGAACCUGGGGAAGGAGUCUCCGUUCUACUGCCGUCUGCACGAAGCCCUGGACAUCCUGCUGGACCUUUUCCAUGCAGAUGGGGAGGGGCUGGACGAAGAGGCGAUACAAACAGACGACUACAAGUACCUGCGAGAAACGCUGACUCUGCAGAAGGCGACUACAGAUGAGCUGAUUGAGCAGUUCUUCCUGGAGAAGCUCCAGGAGCAGAGAGUGGAAACUGUGGCAAACUAUGGGACACUGAGUGUCAAAGUGUACUAUGACAACUCCGACUCCUCUCUACAUGUAGAAGUCAUGAGUGGCAAAGAUUUACCUGCCUUGGACACGAAUGGCUACAGUGAUCCGUUUGUGCUGAUAGAGUUGUGCCCAUCCCACCACUUCCCAUCUAGUGCAAUAGAGAAAACGUCCAUCAAAAAGAAGACACUAAACCCACUAUUUGACGAGACCUUCAAGUUCCCAGUUGCAGUGUCCCAGCUCAAACAGACCGGAGCCUGUGUCCUCUUCACGGUGAUGGACCACGAUGUCCUGGCCAGGGAUGACGUAGCGGGGGAGGUCUUCCUGCCGCUGGCAGAGGUGUACGGCCAGGACCGACCCUCCAUCCCCGAGGGCUUCCGCGCCGUCAAGCAGAACACUGUCAUACUCAUCAGACCUGAGCUUCCCAAGUGCAGGAGGCCAGACAAGCACAAUGGUACAGAAGGAGCGUUGAUCAAAUUUCUGCUGCUCAAUUUCCGCUUCCUUUGGAGAAGAAAAUACUCACCAGAAACUGGUCCUAUGGGUGUGCUUGAGACAAGAACAUGGGACAAGACAGCUCAAGACUUCUACAAGAAAAGAAGAGCCCUGGCACUACAGUGUGGGUAGAGAAUGUAGACCCAAGUCAAAACUAUCUGUUAAAGAAACUUUAGCUUAAGUAACAGUACACUUUGAGCUUCUUACCACCUGUACCCCGCAUCAUUAUGAAAAAAAUUACUUUCAAUUGAUAAAGGACAAUUAUGAAACAAUAAAGCCAUCUGAACACAACAAAACAAUAAAAACAAGACAAGAGUUGUGGAACCAAUGGCAUUUUCUGAAGUAGGAGACAAAAGGAAAAAUGAAAAGAGAAAUUUGUAAACUAGUCAAGGUGUCAAAGCCUGUAAUUCAAGUCUCUGUGGGGAGGUUGAGAAUUUGUCUGGUGUCCCUUCCUCACACUAAACAAACACCUGUUGAUGCCUGGAAAAACCAUUGAUUAGCUGAGAAGUUUCAAAGUUCCAUCCCCACCAUUUUCAAGUUUCUAUCAAAUGGGAAUAGUACAUGAAUUUGCUCUACAAGUAACAAAUAAAGAAAGCAUGGUAUAUGUGAAUAUACUAGGAUUGUGGAAAACUACAGAAGGCUAAUGACUCUACAUAAUUAUUAUUAUUUGUUAGUGCUGCCUUUCAUAUUUAAUCUUGACAAAUUUACCGUUCAAUGAAAGUGCUUCUGAUUGGUAAUCCAUAUUGUUUUACCUGCCUACAUGUAAAUGGCAAAGUGGCCAAUAAGAAGAAUGCUAGCAAUGCUGUACCGGACAGAGAAUUCAAAGUUAACAGCCUGAGAGCGCUUAGCUCCAGAGGGUGGUUUUAUAUUCCAAUAGACAAUAAUUUUUGAAAGUAAAAGUACAUACAAAACUACAAUAAAGUACUCACUACUACCGCAUCCAUCAAAAAGCAUUACCUACUCAUUGAUACAUAAUCUAUUGGAAAAUAACACCCCUUCUGGAGUGAAGUGCUAAUUUGAGGUUUGUGCUUCUUUAGAAAAAUACUUCUUUCAGGGUAAACUUUAUUUUGAUAGUUUGCUUUAUUGCCUGCUACUGGCCUCAAAGUUUAAGGUGUAUCAUCACCUUUUUCCAAAGUUCUUUAGGCACUGAAGAAAAUCUUAAAGAAAUCUAUAAUAAGAGCUUUAUAAUUCAAUGUUUAAUCCUGUCCUCUGCAUUAAAUUUGUGGCUCUCACCUUUUAUUUAAGUCAGAAGCCAGAGUCACAAGAUUGUGUAAAAGAUUUACUGAUACAUGUAUUUUGUAUAAUGUAUGAUUGUCUGGAGAUGUAUAAUAUGUUUGAAAAGUGUUAUCAACAAAAUGUAUCAAGCCAUGGGCAAGCAAUGAUAUCAAAAAGAUAUAUGUACUUGAAGGUGAGUUGUACAAAGUCAUGUAUUAUCUGUGAACUGAUGUGUCUCUAUUAAUGAUAUUUGCAAGUGUGAGUUGCGCAUUUUGCUAGCUGGAUAUCCACCCUUUUCUGGCUGUGCUAUGCUCCUCCAAUAGCUUCCUUGAGAGUGUAUAAUAGUCUGUCACUCCUUAAUAGAAAAUUAUUGGCAUUUGAAUAUGUCGAAAAAAGGCUUCUGAUUGGCUUCGAGCCACAUGGUCCUUGUAAUGGCAUGGUAACAGGGUUUGAUUAGUUCUGACAUUUGACCCUGUUACACUGCUUCUGAGAAGUAUUUUAAUUCGAAAUGAUGUGACAGUAAGAAACAAAUGUUUACAUAAUAGAUGGGGCCAGACUAAAAUCCUAAAGUAAUCGUUGGAGCACACCGAAGCAAGAAUAGGGGGGAUUCCAAGCUAGCAUUUUGCUGCUGGUACAAUGUUAGCCUGACUAAAAUCGCGCUCCUAUAGCGGCCGGCCCUAUAGUAUUGCCGCCGCCCUAGGAUUAACCCCAGCCAGCGAGAGAUUGUGUAAACACAGGCUAGUACAAUGUGAUAUCGUAACAAGCUCAUUUACACGGUGAUUCUUAGAAAAUCAGUGUUAGUAUUGUUACGAUUACUAUUCUCAAAAAGUGCAACUAGUCUGUCUUAGGUGCAGUCUUGUUUCCUAUGAGUGAUGUUGACGUGACUUAUUAGAGAGUAGGCCAUGAAAAGUUACUCCACCAGAGAGAAACCUGUAUUAUAUUAAUAAUAUGACACGUUUUGAUAAUUCUUUGCAGAGCAAUUUUGACCCUUCUUUCAUUUCAGAUCUGUUUAAAGAAUGAAUUAUGCCCAAUGAAACUACGUAGAAAACUUUAUCACAGUUGUCAUCCUUUUUUCGGAGAAGAAGUGCCCUACAACUACCUAACUUUUGACACUUAUAACUAGGAAAUUCUAUAACAAUUUGCAAUGAGCCCACAAUAUAGUAAAAUAGUGGCAACCGCUGCCUUUCAGUCUUUUUUAUAAACUGACUAAGAUAUAAAAAAUUAUGGCAAAUCCAAUGCCUGAAAAAUGAUCAUCAUGGUGGUAUAAUUUUUCAAAGCCUGUUGAAAUUAAAACUUCCUGAAACACGCUGGUAGAGCCGAGGGGGACCAAGCUGAGAUUUGUUUCGUGUUUGUAGAAAAUAAAUAUGUAGUAAUCUACAAUGUAUUUGACAAGUAUACGUUCAUGUACAUGUACGUACCAUGUAUUUUUCUGACUUUAUAUCAAUGUUGAUCAAUGUGUGCCUUUUUGUACAAGGACACAUGUACCGGUAGUAGUAGUAUCCAUCCAUUAUUUGAUUAUACUGCUGCUGGGAUCCCUGACACAGGGGUAGGCAGCAGUACACAAAGAAAGAAAUCUCUACAUGUUCUGGAGGACAGGAGUGGGAAGAGAAUUAGGAAGCAGAUCUAUAGAGCCUUGCAUAACCCUAACAGUGCCAUGAUGGUGGUGUAAACUGUAAGCCUUCUUCAAUAGCCUUUAGAUCCUAUAAUGGCCAUCACAAAAGCCUUUAACAGUCACUACAUAAAGAUUAAGGAAACAGAUGAGCCUUAGCAACAUCAAUUGUACUAAAAUUUUCCGAAGCUUAAACUCACAGGGGUCUUAAUUCGGAUUUCGCUUAAAUCUCAGAGUGCAAUUUAAUCAGAAUUUAGCCCUUUCAAACAGAGAGAGUGGGGUUAUGCUGGUUGACUAAUACUAUUGUAGAAAAAGGCAUGACAAGAUAUGGAAAGAUUUAAUUACUUUAGUGUCCCUACAGAGCAGAUAUUGAAUAGGAAUAAUCUUUAAGCAGCCACACAAGUAUAGGCCACAUGUAACUAAAGAGUUUAUUCUGAACACAAAUUUGAAGUGGGCCACAGUUUUCUAUCCUCUAUAGGCAGUGGUGGUACACUACAUGUAUGACAUAUGACUGGUCCAGUUUAUAACAAUUUUAAUGAUGUUUUGGAGGACUCUAUAAAAAUUAGUAAAUCUGAUUCAGAUUGAUCUGUAAAAAGACAGAAAUUCCCACAAGUUUGAAGCCAACUUCAUAGUAUAAGCCACACAAAGCAGGGUGUACCAGUCUGGUAGUUUUGAAAGGCGUCUGUGUAUCGUAAUGAAUUUCUGUUAUUGAGACACUGCAAGACCAAGACCAAUCAGAUAGCUGAGUCUUGCAUUUAUGUACUUCACUUUUGUGUGUGAUUUUGAGUGUGGAAAUAACCAGACUACAUAUCAAAUAACUGCAAAACAUCUCUAAGUGUAUGAAUGGAACUAUAUUGAAAAAUAGCUACAACUACAUGUAUGGGGGAGAUUCGUAUCAAUUGUAUACAAUGUAGAUGACUUGCAGUACAUGUAACUUAACUAUUAUUAUUUCAGUUGUAGACUUUGCUUACAAAUACCUUUGCUGAUGUUGUGUAUGUAGAAGAACCUGAAAGCUUCAGGUAUCUAUAGUAACAGUACAUGUAUAUAUCUUGAUAAUUGUCUUGUCUGAUUAAAUGUUUAAUGAGAAAGAGUCUAUAAGAUGUGAACAACCAUGUGUUGUAAGUAAAUGCUUUGUUGAAUGUCAAGUAAAAAAUCUGGCUGCUCCAGUGCUAUUUCUAAGACUAAGAGGGAUGAACAACUGUGUGAGCAAGGAGACUAAAGGAAAAGAAGGGAUAUAGCCACUGUAAUGAAUUCAAAUCCUUACUGGAGAGAGGUAAAGGUGAAAAAAAAUCUGUUCACCCUUCCUCUAGGACAGAUAUUGAAACAGUCCAGAACACCCCACUGAUUUGUGUUACUGCUUACUAAGUUAUUUCCUUGACAACGUCACUUCUACAUGACUUGAAUGAUGAAUUCAUUAUAUCUUCAACAAUGACAGGUUUUUACUAAACAGAGAAAAGGAGUGUCACAGAUUAUUCUCCAUUUGUGAUGAUUGUGGCCUAGUGGUUAAUUAGUAAAGACUUCAUUAAAGCUGCUUAAAAUGUU